UAAGGAAAAUAUUAAAUGUAAUAGUUUUCACUUUGUUUUAAAUUUUAUAGACAAUUUCAAGUAUUUCUCAACAAACUAUUGAUUUAUCUUUGCGUCAUUCUGAUUUUGACAUGAAGCAUUGUUUUCCUUUAAAUUUGUCUAAUUCUGAACUUAUCUUGGGAGUCUUUGGUACAGGAGAUAAUGUUUUGGGGAUACAUUUACAGAAUGAUCAGUUGCUUUCUUUUCUACCAGAUGUGUGUGUCGAAGGAAGAAUAAAAAAAAUCCAAAGCACUCAGAAUAGUAGAUAUCUUAUUGUAUUGGAUGAAAAGAAACAUCUUUAUAUUAUUUGCACUUUUACAUUGUUGAUCAUAAAUAAAUAUAAUACAGAUAUAGAAGAUUUUAUUUUAUUGGAAUUUAAAGAUUGCCAAAAAAUGGAUAGUAAGAUAGCAGUACUAAAAUUCUCUGAAUCCAGUUGGUGGUUUCAAAUUUGUCUGUUUCCAUCUUUAGAUGUUACUUAUAAUUUACAUCUAAAUGAUUAUGCUAUUUUAGUUACUAUGCCAUCCAAUCAGGAUUCCAUUUAUGUUGUUGAUGGAUUGAAGAAAAAUGAAAUUGGUGAAGAACAUAUUUCACAGUUAAGGGUAAAAAGUAUUGAAGAUACAUUACCAGAAAGAAGGUUAAUAUAUUAA
This is a messenger RNA of Centruroides sculpturatus (bark scorpion), 665 nucleotides long. RefSeq lists its product as uncharacterized. Gene Ontology annotation, molecular function: small GTPase binding. Lineage: Eukaryota; Metazoa; Arthropoda; Arachnida; Scorpiones; Buthidae. The record is from RefSeq and is a predicted model, not a curated record. Gene Ontology annotation, cellular component: kinetochore microtubule; cytoplasm; RZZ complex. Bases 111 to 665 code for a protein of 184 amino acids. Gene Ontology annotation, biological process: protein localization to kinetochore involved in kinetochore assembly; mitotic spindle assembly checkpoint signaling; mitotic sister chromatid segregation. The transcript has 7 exons.